GGACCAGCACCUGACCUCAGGGGCAAAACCAGGCCCAGGGAGCACCCUGAGCGGCAAAAGCGGGCGCCCUCAGGCACCAUGAGCGGCCGAGUCGGGGACCUGAGCCCCCAGCAGCAGGAGGCCCUGGCCAGGGUGAGGUUCUUCGGGGGUUGGGAGGGCAGGGCCGGGAGGCUUGGUUUGCCUGCCCCACCCAGGGCCCUGGGUGAAUUCCUACUGGAGGAGAGAUGGGUCCCAGCUCAGAACUUCGACCUGAAGAAAUCCGAGGACAUGCUCCGGAAGCACCUCGAGUUCCGGAAGCAACAGGACCUGGACAACAUCCUCUCGUGGCAGCCCUCAGAGGUGAUCCAGCGGUAUGACUCGGGUGGUCUGUGCGGCUACGACUACGAAGGCUGCCCCGUGUGGUUCGACAUCAUCGGGAACCUGGACCCCAAGGGCCUCCUCCUGUCAGCCUCCAAGCAGGACCUGAUCCGGAAACGCAUCAGGGCCUGUGAGCGGCUUUUGCAGGAGUGUGAGCUGCAGAGUCAGAAGCUGGGCAGGAAGAUCGAGACGGUGCUGAUGGUGUUUGACCUGGAGGGGCUGGGCCUGCAACACCUGUGGAAGCCAGCUGUGGAGGUCUACCAGCAGUUUUUCGCCAUCAUGGAAGCAAAUUAUCCUGAGACAAUGAAGAAUUUAUUUAUUAUUCGAGCCCCCAAGCUGUUCCCCGUGGCCUUCAACUUGGUCAAGUCGUUCUUGACUGAGGAGACUCGACGGAAGAUAGUGAUUCUGGGCGGCAACUGGAAGCAAGAGCUGCCAAAGUUCAUCAGCCCCGACCAGCUACCUGUGGAAUUUGGGGGGAACUUGACCGACCCCGAUGGCAACCCCAAGUGCCUGACCAAGAUCAACUACGGAGGCCAAGUGCCCAAGAACUACUACCUGCACAACCAGGUGAGGGUGCAAUAUGAGCACACGGCGACCGUGGGCCGCGGCUCCUCCCUGCAGAUGGAGUUUGAGAUUCUGUUCCCGGGCUGUGUGCUCAGGUGGCAGUUUGAAUCGGAGAGGGCGGACAUCGGCUUCGGCGUUUUCCUGAAGACCAAGAAGGGGGAGCGGCAGCGGGUGGGGGAGAUGACGGAGGUGCUGCCCAGCCAGCGCUACAACGCCCACCUGGUGCCCGAGGACGGGAGCCUCACCUGCCUCCAGGCCGGCGUCUACGUCCUGCGCUUCGACAACACCUACAGCCUGAUUCACACCAAGAAGAUCAGCUACACCGUGGAGGUGCUGCUCCCCGACAGGGCCUCCCAGGAGAAAAUCCAGGGCCUCGAGGCGACAAAACCAUCCCCGGCACAAUGAAGACCCCGCUGCCUCCGCGCCUGGGUUCUGCACCCCCCGCUGCACCCACUCCCUGCCCCCUCUCCCGCCCGCCCCCCCAGGCAGGGUGCUGCUGGAGGCGACCCCGAGGGCACUCACCUCCCCUCAUCAUCUCAGCUCCUCCUGGCACACCCGGCCCAGGGGCCAAGCAGGAGGGGAAACCCAGUGCGUAGACCACCCUGAGGAUCCUGACGGGCAUCUGAUUACCUGUCUGCAAAGGCUGGGGAU
This is a messenger RNA of Myotis davidii, 1572 nucleotides long. Its product is annotated as SEC14-like protein 4. Gene Ontology annotation, cellular component: cytoplasm. The record is from RefSeq and is a predicted model, not a curated record. The transcript is spliced from 12 exons. Bases 79 to 1326 code for a protein of 415 amino acids. NCBI's taxonomy places the organism in Eukaryota, Metazoa, Chordata, Mammalia, Chiroptera, Vespertilionidae.